GGAAGUGGAGGCGAACUGUCGCGGGGCACGCCCGGCCUUGCUCAACGCCCGGCAGUCCCCGCCGUCGCCGCCGCCCUCGGCAGCUGCCGAGGCUUCCCGCAGCCGUCAUGUCCGCCAGCGCCGUCUACGUGCUGGACCUAAAGGGCAAGGUGCUCAUCUGCCGGAAUUACCGUGGCGACGUGGACAUGUCCGAGGUGGAGCACUUCAUGCCUAUCCUGAUGGAGAAGGAGGAGGAAGGGGUGCUGUCGCCCAUCCUGGCCCACGGAGGGGUCCGCUUCAUGUGGAUCAAGCACAACAAUCUGUAUCUGGUCGCUACCUCCAAGAAGAAUGCAUGCGUGUCGCUGGUGUUCUCCUUCCUGUAUAAGGUGGUGCAGGUGUUUUCAGAGUACUUCAAGGAGCUGGAGGAGGAGAGCAUCCGGGACAACUUUGUCAUCAUCUACGAGCUGCUGGACGAGCUCAUGGACUUCGGGUUCCCCCAGACCACCGACAGCAAGAUCCUGCAGGAGUACAUCACUCAGGAAGGCCACAAGCUGGAAACGGGGGCCCCGAGGCCCCCAGCCACCGUCACCAACGCCGUGUCCUGGCGGUCUGAGGGCAUCAAGUACCGCAAAAACGAGGUGUUCCUGGACGUCAUCGAAUCUGUCAACCUCUUGGUCAGUGCCAACGGCAACGUGCUGCGCAGCGAGAUCGUGGGCUCCAUCAAGAUGCGGGUCUUCCUCUCAGGCAUGCCCGAGCUGCGCCUGGGCCUCAACGACAAGGUUCUGUUCGACAACACGGGCCGCGGCAAGAGCAAGUCCGUGGAGCUGGAGGACGUGAAGUUCCACCAGUGCGUGCGACUCUCCCGCUUCGAGAACGACCGCACCAUCUCCUUCAUCCCACCCGACGGCGAGUUCGAGCUCAUGUCCUACCGCCUCAACACCCACGUCAAGCCCUUGAUCUGGAUCGAGUCCGUGAUUGAAAAGCAUUCCCACAGCCGCAUCGAGUACAUGAUCAAGGCCAAGAGCCAGUUCAAGCGGCGGUCAACGGCCAACAACGUGGAGAUCCACAUCCCUGUGCCCAACGAUGCCGACUCCCCCAAGUUUAAGACGACAGUGGGGGGUGUCAAGUGGGUCCCCGAGAACAGCGAGAUCGUGUGGUCCAUCAAGUCCUUCCCGGGCGGCAAGGAGUACCUGAUGCGGGCCCACUUUGGCCUUCCGAGUGUAGAGGCAGAGGACAAGGAGGGCAAGCCCCCGAUCAGCGUCAAGUUUGAGAUCCCAUACUUCACUACCUCCGGCAUCCAGGUGCGCUACCUGAAGAUCAUUGAGAAGAGCGGCUACCAGGCUCUGCCGUGGGUCCGGUACAUCACUCAGAACGGAGAUUACCAGCUCCGGACCCAGUGAGGGGCCCCGCGGCUGCUGCUCCAGAUGGGGGCACCCGCAGGAAGCACCUGCCAAGCCUGCCGGAUGGAGGAGGGGCACCGCCAGCCGCCCUCCCACUCCUCCCGGGGCCCCUCCUCCUCCAGGUGCACCUGCUCUGCCGGUGCCACUCUCGUCCCUGAGGCCCCUUCUCCCAGAAGCGGCUCAUCUUUGAGAAGUCUCAUCUCUCUGCCCGAGUCGGUUUGAGGGGAAGGAAAUGAAAUCUUUCCCUCCAGUUAUCAAGUACAGCCUUCUGUGCUGUUUAGCUCCCAGGCGCCAGAAAGAUGCGAAAUGCUUGCCGGACUGCCGGCCGCUCGCAGCAGGCGCCGGGCCCGCGGGGCCGCUGUUUUAUUGCCGUUCAGCCGAACGUCGUAGGCUUGUAAGCGUUCCUAGACUUCGUCUUGUUCGUCCAUUGCUGUUUACGUGACCCUCACUGUCCGCGCCUCCCGCCACUUGUCCCUAAGCUCCUGGGCAGCACUUCUCGCGGGCAGGACCACACCCCCCGCCCCAGCACCAGCCCUGGGUGACCCUCCAACAUCCGGCCGGAGCCUCACGCUCAGUUCUGUGGCUGCACCUUCUGACUGCUCCGGGGGGCUGCCGGCCUGGACGUCAGACUUCAGGAGGUGCCUUCCAGGGUGAGCUGUGCCACGCAAGGACAUCACCCGGCCACAUCAGUGUUUGUCCCCUGGGGGACCGCCGGCCCCGGAGGGUGGGGGUGGGGGGCACAGGCCACCCUGCUUGUGCUGGGUCACCGCACCACCACCCUGUCUGUGUCCGUGUCACGAUUACAUUAAAUUCCAUUACUUAA
This is a messenger RNA of Hyaena hyaena (striped hyena), 2202 nucleotides long. It is a transcript of the gene AP1M1, whose product is annotated as adaptor related protein complex 1 subunit mu 1. Gene Ontology annotation, biological process: vesicle-mediated transport; intracellular protein transport. Bases 108 to 1379 code for a protein of 423 amino acids. The transcript is spliced from 12 exons. Gene Ontology annotation, molecular function: clathrin-cargo adaptor activity. Gene Ontology annotation, cellular component: clathrin-coated vesicle; clathrin adaptor complex. The record is from RefSeq and is a predicted model, not a curated record. NCBI's taxonomy places the organism in Eukaryota, Metazoa, Chordata, Mammalia, Carnivora, Hyaenidae.